AGCAGCGGGCGGGAUGGGUCCUCGCCGCCGGUUUUUCUGAGACUCGCUCGCGUGGGCUGCUAGCGGCGGGCCCGCAGUGGCCGCGGCGGCAUGAAGGGCGCUCUGGGGAGCCCCGUGGCCGCGGCCGCCGCAGGCGCCGCGAUGCAGGAGAGUUUCGGCUGCGUCGUGGCCAACCGCUUCCACCAGCUGCUGGACGACGAGUCGGACCCGUUCGACAUCCUGCGCGAGGCCGAGCACCGGCGCCAGCAGCAGCUGCAGCGCAAGAGGCGCGACGAGGCAGCGGCGGCGGCCGGGGCCGGCAACCGCGGCGGCAGGAGUCCGGCCGGGGCCUCGGGCCACAGACCUGGCGCGGGCGGCGGCCGGAGGGAGUCCCAGAAGGAGCGCAAGAGCCUCCCGGCCCCUGGCGCGCAGCAGCCGGACAGCCCCGGGGGCGGCCCGCUGCCACCCGGUACGCGCGCCCCGCCGGGCACCUGGGCACCCCCGGGCCAGAAGCGAGCUCCUAGAAGAGGGGAGCAGCAGGGAUGGAAUGACAGCCGGGGGACGGAGGUGACACUUGACAGAGCAGAGCGGAGAUCCUACAGGGAAUAUCGACCCUAUGAGAGCGAGAGACAGGCAGACUUUACAUCUGAGAAGUUCACGGAUGAAAAACCCAUUGACAGGUUUGAUCGAGACAGACCACUGAGAGGCCGUGGAGGCCCAAGGGGGGCCAUGCGAAGCCGAGGCAGAGGCGGCCCCGGAAACAGAGCUUUUGAGGGUUUUGACCAGAGAGGGAAACGAGAUUUUGAGAGAGCAAUCAGAACUGAAGACAACAUGGGUGGCUGUGGAAUUCGAACUUGGGGAUCAGGCAAAGAUACCAGUGAUGUGGAGCAGACUGCACCAAUGGAAGAGACCACAGCGGUGGAAGAGUCCCCAGGCGCCCUGGAGGAGGAAUCUCCAGCCAAAGUUCCUGAGUUGGAGUUAGAAGAGGAAACUCAAGUUCAAGAGAUGACCCUUGAUGAGUGGAAAAAUCUUCAAGAACAGACAAGACCAAAGCCUGAGUUUAACAUCCGGAAACCUGAGUCCACUGUCCCUUCCAAAGCAGUGGUGAUACACAAGUCCAAAUAUAGAGAUGAUAUGGUAAAGGAUGACUAUGAAGAUGAUGCCCACGUUUUCCGGAAAGCAGCCAAUGACAUCACAUCCCAGCUGGAGAUUAAUUUCGGUAACCUCCCUCGUCCUGGGCGUGGAGCCAGAGGUGGCACACGGGGAGGCCGGGGAAGGAUCAGAAGGGUGGAGAACUACGGACCCAGAGCAGAAGUGGUGACACAAGACGUUGCUCCCAACCCGGAUGACCCUGAGGACUUUCCUGCUCUGGCCUGAGAGAGCCCUAUUUCCCUAGCAAGCUACAACAGCAUUGGCAUACCUAUGAAGAGACUUUUCUUGGUGUGGGGAAGAGAGUCAGACUCUAAGAACAAUAGAUGUUGCUUUUUCCCGUUUAGUGUGAAUUCAUUGCACUUUUUUGGCCUGGGGGCUGUGGGAUAGGGAUUUCUCUAGACACAAGGCAGCAGUUCCAGUUGUGGGGCGGGGGGGGGGGGGGGUUAGUCUGGCACUUUCCCAAGAAGGUGGAGAAUGGUGAUUAUUUUUUUAUUUAAAUAAUUCCAAAUGAAGUUCAGAAAUAAUGUUUAAAAUGUGUACAUAGAGAUUGUAUUGAAUCCUCCACAAAAACCUGGAGAGUAAAGAUGUAAAAUAGAAUCUACAGAGACUACUUCAUAAGGUGUAUAGAUUGGGAAGGCUGUGUGCUUUAGCAUUAGAGCAAAUACAUGUAACACCGACCAUUAAUUGAAAGCAGUCACAGCCUAGUUUCCAGAGACUGACGAAGUAAAAUACACCUGUACUUACUGUUUACUUGUAAGUGUUACAGUCUCCUGGAAGUUUUUGAGUUUUGGUUUUCAUUUAACCGAUAAUUUUAAAUAGCUGGUGGGCAGCCAUUGGCUACCACUCUGUGACAGAGAAUUAGGAAAAGUAUUGUUUUUGGGUUUUUUUUAAUGGUGAUUUAAACUACCUCGUGGUUUCUGUGUGUAUGUACACACGCAUACACGCACGCUUAGUAUAAAUGUGCAUAUUUAGUGUUUGGGUGGUUUUCAGGAUGAGUAUUAAGCAUAUGAUUUUUAAAAUCGUUAUUUAACCCAUUGAUCAAGAGAAAGGGGGUCCAGGCAAAAUAGUGUUACACCUUACCAUCAUAUCCUUUUCUCCCCUAGAAACUAAUAUCCGAAAUCAGUGCCCAUGUACAGAUGCCCUGUCCUUGCCUGGCAAGACUUGUAAAUAGUAUUUAUUGAACACCGUGUGCAGUUUUUCUCACCCAGCCCAUACACCAGUUCAAGUUCCUAUUUCUUGCCUUUGGUGAACGUUUGGGGUUGGGGGCUACCUCAGAGUUUCAGUAACUCACCGAGUCCUGCCAUGCCCAGCAGAGUGAGUCCUGCCAGAGCCUGAAUUUGGCCGAGCACCCGGGGCAGGGACUGGGGCGGAGGCAGCUGUAAGCUGCGGGCAGCUGGGGGUGAUGCUCUCUCCAAUUGACUGCAGAAACUGAAAAUAACCUUUGCCUGUUGUCACAGUUAAUAUGCUUCUGUUGGAAUCUGAACUUGGUCCCAGGAUCUGUGCUUUCCCCCGCUUUGCUAUACUGUUUAAGAUGGCUCUGAACUUGAACCCAAGUGUAAAUAAAGGUUGGUAUUCCCUCCUAA
Herpailurus yagouaroundi (jaguarundi) is the source of this 2714-nucleotide messenger RNA. It is a transcript of the gene HABP4, whose product is annotated as hyaluronan binding protein 4. Gene Ontology annotation, cellular component: nucleus; cytoplasm. Gene Ontology annotation, molecular function: RNA binding. Bases 91 to 1356 code for a protein of 421 amino acids. The record is from RefSeq and is a predicted model, not a curated record. The transcript has 8 exons. Gene Ontology annotation, biological process: positive regulation of translational initiation; positive regulation of RNA splicing. Lineage: Eukaryota; Metazoa; Chordata; Mammalia; Carnivora; Felidae.